AUGGGAACAAAAGUGCAGUGUGAAAGUUACUUUCCCGGAUAUUUCUCAAUGAGGGAUCUUAAUGAGGAUUCUAACAGUUGUAACUGGCCCCUAUUCUACGGAGAUAAAACGUUUUCAAAUGGGCAGUAUUACAACGGUUUCUUGCCUAGGGUCAUUGCAGAUGCCUAUCCAGGGAAUGAUAAGGAUGCAGUAAAACGAACGAUGCUUGAGCAUGAGGCCAUAUUUAAGAAACAGCUUCAUGAACUUCACCGGUUAUACAGAAUACAGAGGGACUUAAUGGAUGAAAUUAAAAUGAAAGAACUACUUAGAAAUCGGAUACCUGUUGAGACAUCAUUUUCGUCAAGCCCCUUAGCUUCUCAGGUUACAUCUAAAGAUGCUCGGAAAUGGCAUAUCCCUAGUUUCCCUUUGGCAAAUUCGGUAUGUGCUAGAACAUCUGCAUCAGCCGUUGAAGACAUUCAUUCUCCUCUGAGCUCUGUGAAAGGAAGCAGUGCACAAGCUAGUCCCUUGCCAUCCCAAAAUGGUGGUGCGUCAAAUGAUGGGAAGAUUCUUGAGUGCAGACCAUCGAAGGUGAGAAGAAAGAUGUUUGAUCUUCAGCUUCCAGCUGAUGAGUACAUAGACACUGAAGAAGGGGAACAAUUAAGGGAUGAAAAUGCAUCUGGAAUUUCAAGUUAUCUGUCCAGCAGGAAUCAUAAAGUUGCACCUCAGAAUGAAAUGAAUCUUUUUCUUGGCAAUGGUGGGAAGAAUAAUUGCCAAGGAGAUGCAUCGAGAUCUGAAUCAUGUUUAAGAAGCCCAAUUAAUGUGGCUGACUUGAACAAGCCUAUUGAGGUUGACGAGGCAAAUGCUUCUGCAUAUGUUGAUCUUCUAGGCUGCACCUCCUCCCAUGUGGAGAGCCGAGGGCAUGAACUAGCUUCUAAGCCAAAACAAGAGCUUCAAGGUUUCCCCAAGGAAAUUUCAGCAAAUUUCCAUUACAGGAGUGAUAAUGGGACUCUCAAUGGUCCACAUUUGCAAAAUAAUGCCAAUGGAAAAUGCUGGUUUUCUCACACAUUUGACUCAGGGCACAGCAAAAACAACUUGAAUUCUGUUUCUCCAGAUCUUCAGCCAGAAAAACCUACUUCUUCUCAGCCAAUGCAAGUUCUGUUCAAUAAAACUCAUGAACCUCCAUCUCUCUUUCUAACUGAUCAAGGCAAGAUUGAUCAGUUGGGAGAGAGAACAGCUCGUGGUUUAGAAAACUCUGAAAGAAAUCAUGAGAUCUCCAAUACUAACUAUUCAGAGUCAGCUAUUGCUUCUCAUAUACCCAGUCCAUAUCCUAUUGGUCCGCCCUCUGAUGUGGGCAAGUCCUGGUGCCACUCUGUCUCCUCUUGGGAGAAGCCUGCUGUUAACUUAAGCCAGAAGUCAAUGUCAGUUCAAAUGCACCCAUAUUUGAAUUCGUCAGCAUCUUUGAGUAGGAGCUCACAAUCAUCAACUCAGAGCCAUGGGUUUUUCGGUGACCAGUGGAAUUGUAACGGCAAUUCUACAUCUAACCCAAGCUUUGCAAGUGAAAUGCCCAACCGAAAUGGAUUUUACCAUGGGUCUUCAUCAGGGUCCAAGGAACCAUCGGUUCGUCCUCCUUCAGGAAACUAUGAUUUUUGGAACUGCACUAGUACAAAUAAUGGAGCAUCUGAGCUCUUCAUCAAUCACAGUUCAUCUAAGUUCUAUAAGAGUCCAAAUUGUAUGGACUUGAAGUCUGCUAGAGAUGUGAACUUGAAUGCAGUGCUUCCGAACAGCUCAUCUAGCAAGGUGGUGCACCAGCAAGGUAUCGAGGUCAUAGAUUUAGAAAGAAAGCAGGAGGAUCAUCUUGCUGCUUUACCUUGGCUUAAAGCUAAGCCUGCUUGUAAGAAUGAGGGCACCAAGGGGGUGGAUUUGAAUUUUGGGGAAUCAACUUUCUUUCAAUCUUCUCUGAAUCAGUUAUCAGAUAAAAGUGAAAUUGGAAAGGGUGCUAAUCAAAUAGCUGUUCAGAACAUGAGAUCGACUAAUGUUGUUGAGACCAGUAGGAUCCAAGGUAGUGACUCAAGUUGCAGAAAAAUUCUCGGCUUUCCGAUUUUUGAAAAGCCCCUUAUUCCUAAGAAUGAGUCUUCUUCCCUCGCCUCUUCUUCUGUGGCCCUUCCUUGGUUAUUGGAAGAAGUGGAAAAUAGCAAGAAAAGUAGGGUACUUGAUAUAAACUUACCUUGUGAUCAAGCUGUUCCAGACUUGGUUCAACAGACUACAGCAGAAGAUGCAGUUGUUGCAAAAGAAGCAGAUACAAAAGUUGCCAAUUUCAGAUGUCAAAUUGACUUGAACUCUUGCAUCAGUGAUGAUGAAACUUCUCUGAUGCCUCCUGUUCAAGGCUCCAUGGCAAAGGUUAUUGUAGGAAUAGAUUUGGAAGCCCCUGCAGUUCCUGAGAUCGAGGAGAAUACAAUUUCCAGAGAAGAAAUGGCACAUGAAGUACCUUUACAGUCAACAGAGCACAAAGCUGAAAGCCCGAUGAAUGAACAUAUCAGAAUCGCAGCUGAGGCAAUAGUUGCCAUUUCAUCAUCUGGUUACCAGAAUCAUUUGGAUGAUGCCACUUGCAAUCCUCCUGAUGCUUCUAUGACAGACCCUCUACAUUGGUUUGUGGAGAUAGUUUCAUCUUGUGGAGAGGAUCUUGAGAGCAAGUUUGAUGCUGUUUUGAGAGCCCCAGAUGGUGAAGAUAAUAUGGAUACAUCUUGGGAAAUAGUUGAUUACUUUGAGUCGAUGACUUUGGGAUUGAUAGAGACCAAGGAAGAAGAUUACAUGCCCAAGCCUUUGGUUCCAGAGAACCUGAAACUGGAAGAUACAGGAACCACACCUGUACCGACACGCAGCCGAAGGGGUCAGGGAAGAAGAGGAAGGCAGCGGAGGGACUUCCAGAGGGACAUCCUUCCUGGCCUUACUUCACUAUCGAGACACGAGGUAACAGAAGAUCUUCAAACAUUUGGAGGGAUGAUGAGAGCGACAGGUCAUCCAUGGCAUUCAGGAUUAACAAGAAGAAACUCCACUAGAAAUGGUUGUGCAAGGGGAGACGACGCUCGCUGGUUAGCCCCUCGCCUCCGGUGGCAGCAAGCCCACCUUGCACUCCACUAA
Dovyalis caffra is the source of this 3117-nucleotide messenger RNA. Lineage: Eukaryota; Viridiplantae; Streptophyta; Magnoliopsida; Malpighiales; Salicaceae. The record is from the annotation of a GenBank genome assembly.